Trichoderma asperellum CBS 433.97 is the source of this 1209-nucleotide messenger RNA. RefSeq lists its product as uncharacterized. Gene Ontology annotation, molecular function: oxidoreductase activity. The record is from RefSeq and is a predicted model, not a curated record. NCBI's taxonomy places the organism in Eukaryota, Fungi, Ascomycota, Sordariomycetes, Hypocreales, Hypocreaceae.
CAUCUGCAAGUUACCGCGUCACCAUAUUUUCACUCUGAAAGAUUUUAUACCCUUACACUCUAUCACAAUGGCUCUCCCAACUACUACCCGAGCAUGGUCUAUCGACGCGAUCAACAAAGACAGCUUCGAUAGCCUUGUUCUGAAGGAGAACGUUUCUCUUCCCAACCUUGGCGAUCAUGAUGUCUUGGUUAAGAUAGAAGCCGUGUCUCUCAACUACAGAGACUUGGUCAUUCCCAAAGGACUUUACCCUUUCUCCAUGAAACUUCCCGUCGUUCCUGGAUCUGACAGCUCCGCCAUCGUCCUUGCAACUGGCCCCAAGGUCACCAGAGUGGCCAAGGGAGACCGAGUUUGCACGCUGUUUAAUGAACUCCACCACACCAACCCAAUUACCGCCGAGGCCGUCGCAAGUGGUCUUGGCGGUGCAGUUGAUGGUACUCUGCGCGAGUAUGCCGUUUUUGGAGACCACGCUCUUGUCAAGGCUCCAUCUUCUCUAAACGCGAUUGAGGCUAGCACCCUUACCUGCGCUCCCCUUACCGCAUGGAACGCCCUCUACGGACUCAAGCCUGUCAAGGCAGGCGACUGGGUCUUGACCCAGGGCACCGGCGGUGUCAGCCUUUCAGGUAUCCAGUUCGCCGCUGCUGCUGGCGCAACCGUUGUCGCCACUACAUCUACAAAGGAAAAGGCCGAGGAGUUGAAGAAGCUGGGAGCCACCCACGUUAUCAACUACAGAGAGACCACCAACUGGGGUGAGGCUGCCCGAGCUCUGACUCCCGGAGGCGUUGGAUUUGAUCACAUUCUUGAGAUCGGUGGCCCUGGAAGUCUUGAACAGUCUCUCAAAGCCAUCAAGCUGGAGGGUGUCAUCACUAUCAUCGGAUUCCUUGCACCAUCAGAGAAGCAGCCUCCUCUGAUGGACGCUCUCAGCCACGUUUGCGUUGUCCGCGGCGUCUUUGUCGGCUCCAGGCAGCAGUUUGAGGAAAUGAACCGGGCUAUUGACUCUGCAAAGAUUCGCCCUGUUGUUGACUCCAACAUCUUCUCAUUUGAUGACAUCAAGAAGGCGUACCAGUACCAGUGGGAUCAAAAGCACUAUGGAAAGGUUGUGAUUAAGGUCGCAAACUGAAAAAGAAAUAUAGAGUCUGGAAUUUUAAGCACUAGUGUUAUUUCUAUAUAGCAAGUUAAGCCUUUUAUUUGAACCCUUGUCUUGAUUGCUGG